CCACCUUGUCUUUCCGAACGCUUGACUAACCCAAACGGGCGAAACCAGAGCCCUGGUCGACCUCGAAGUCAACAAGGGGAACACGGACCUGGCCACGCUAACUUCCCAGGGUUACAAUCGAAAGGAAUACAUAAUUUCAGAGAGAAUCUUCGUGAACCCUUUUUCUUUCCUUCCGAUGCGCUGAUCUUGCGACAAGAGAGUCUGCAUACAAAUCUGUAAUCUGUACAUACAAUCCUCAACUUCUGAGAGGUUUACUCGUUCAGGCACCCACGCUAAAACCCCCUCUUUACAUCAUCCUACCGGCAUUAACGACCUCCCUAAUAGGCGACACCUCUCCUCACCUUGCCCCGUUUCCCCAAUCUCCAAUCCGCAUUUCCCCGGUCAACACAACCUUCGCCAAAACAUCUUCCAUCAAACCUUCAUCUAUUCAUCUGGAAAAUGCGCUUCUCCACAACCGCCCUGCUGGCGCUGCCGGUGCUCGCAUCGGCCGCCGAGAGCCCAUUCGAGCAGUACAAGGCCAAGUUCCAAAAUUUCAUCAGCAACUUCGGCGCGGCGGCUCCCAGCGCCGAGAAGGCCGACGCACCAGCGGCCGCCGUCACCAGCGCGUCCACGGGCAAGGCCAAGACGAAGAAGGUGGUAGAACCUAAGAAAAUCUCGACACUCACACUUGAGAACUGGAAGGACACGUUGUUCGAGCCUGUCCAGCCCGACGCGACAAACCCGGAGGAGUGGCUCGUGCUGCUGACGGGGCGGAACAAGACUUGCUUCGGCCGAUGCGACCGAGUCGAGUCCGCCUUCGCCGAGUCGGCGCUCGAUUUCGCGGCGCUGCCGGCGUCGCAACGGUCGCCGCACCUCGCGUCGCUCAACUGCGAGGACCAGCCGGUGCUGUGCAACAGCUGGUCGGCCGGCACGGGCGGGCUGUGGCUCUUUGAGAUGCUCCCGCCCCCGGCCGCCAUCGAGGUCCUGACCAAGCGCGUCAACCUGACCACCGUCACGCCCCAGGCCAUCGUCGACGCGUACACCAACACCGAGCGCGGCGACUCCGAGACCGGCUGGAGGCCCAUCGCCCAGGACGGCUACUUCCACCCCUUCGAGGGCAAGUUCGCCAAGCUGGGCGCCGCCGUGCCCAUCGGCUACGUGCUCUGGGCGCUGAACGCCAUCCCGUCGUGGGGUAUGAUGCUCAUUGUGUCGUUCCUGAGCAGGGCCAUGAUGAACCGCCGCAUGGAUGGUAUGGGCGGUGGCCAGCCGGCUGCCGGUGCUCCUGCCGCCGCUGCACCGCGUGCUGCUGCUCCCGGAGACGGCCGCUCUUGAAAGGCUUGACACUUGAAACGGGUUACGCGGUUAUUUUUGAGUAGGGCUUUUUCCAUGAUAGUACUGUAAUUACUGGGUGGGCUGCCUUUCCGUGCUGGCUCGGUUGGUAGACAUUGUGGGCUGGGGUGGAUGGAUGGGUGUCCGUUUCAUUGUUUUUCAAGUCAGGGGCAGGUCACGGGACAUAUAACCGUUUGAAUAAAGUCAACUCUUUGUCCUACAAAUUU
Molecule: messenger RNA, 1535 nt
Organism: Chaetomium fimeti
Lineage: Eukaryota; Fungi; Ascomycota; Sordariomycetes; Sordariales; Chaetomiaceae
Exons: 3
Coding region: 439-1311 (290 amino acids)
Source: RefSeq, a predicted model, not a curated record